AAGAGAUUCAACAAUUUAUUUAUUGAAAGUUGAGCAGAAGGAGGAGUGUGUAUUUGUAUUGAAUAUCAUCAUUGAUCAACGAUGGGAUCCUGGUUUUCCUGCGAUUGUGGGUCCAUAUAUAAUUACAGCUAUGCUACAGAGACCUUAGAUUGGAGAACAAAGUCGAGCUUUUGUGGGGUGUAUUACCGCCAUGGCCCUAUGCCUUAUGGUGUUAAGGUAGUCCGAAAUGCCACGGAGCAAGACGAAGACGAAGACCAAGAGUUGCGAAUGGACACCAAUUUUGAUUGCUACUGUUGUGCAACUACUACAACACUCACCCUGCUUAAACGGGGUGAAUAUCUUAUAACUACACAAAUUGGGAACUCGGGAGCUAUAUUAGGGACGAGAGACGAGAAUAAUGCAUUGAUUCCAGUGCACUUGACUUUGAAUCUUAAGCCUCACCCCCUUCCUGCAGCCCGAAAAUGCCAGGUUGAGCCUGAGGUGGACAAGGACCCUCCCAAGCUCUCCGCGCCUUUUAUCUCCCACAGACGCAUCACUAAUGCAGACGAGUUUGUAGUGUUAGCAACAGGCGGGGUUUGGGAGGUGCUCACGAAAAGGGAUGUGGUAAAUAUAGUGGACACUUGCCCAGGACGCUGGGGUGCAGCUCAAGCAGUAGUGGACGCAGUAGUUAGAAAAUGGAGGUAUAGGUAUCCAACUUCAAUGGUUGAUGAUUGUGCAGUGGCCUGCCUCUUCCUAAACAGUUUAACACGACACCCAUCUCCCCAACCGCAUGUUGUGACGAAUAAGAAGACCAACGGGAUAAAUAUACUUCCGUUGGGAAAGAAAAAGAGAGAUUGAGGUAAGGAUACUCCACAUAGGAGCUUUGAUCCACAACACCAAUAUGAUUCUCCAUUUCUUGCUACUACUAUUGCU
Molecule: messenger RNA, 912 nt
Organism: Salvia hispanica
Lineage: Eukaryota; Viridiplantae; Streptophyta; Magnoliopsida; Lamiales; Lamiaceae
Source: RefSeq, a predicted model, not a curated record